CGGGACUUACAGGGGAUUGGAGCUGCGCCGAGCAGCGAAAGUGGGGAGAGGCUGUCUGGGGAUGUGCGGCGGAACGACGGCUGGAUCUACUGAGCGAGUGCCCGAUUGCCGCCGCCGCCUUUUUCGGUCGGAUCGGGAUUUCCUUUCCGGAGCUGUUCUUUGCCCGCUCGUCAGCUUGCCCUGCAGGAGCGCCUUUUGCUUCCCUCUUUUCUGGAGGUGAACCCGUUCUCAGCAGCUUCGCGCCCCCGCGGGUGAAACCGCCCUCCUCCUCUCCUGGGUCCUUGUCCGCAAUCUAGUCUCGCUUCGCUUUUUCGUUUCUCUUCGCUUCCUCCCUCCCUAACCUGAAGCUCCUCCUCUUCUGCCCCAUAUACAGUACUGCUCCCGUUGCUUCUCCCCUUCCUUUCUCCAGGCAGCUCGGUUUGUGUCCUUCCCAGCAGUCACACCUGUCCUGCUCCUUCCCCGCACCCACAGGUCCUGUGCCUGUGUCAUUUGCUGAAGCGGCUCCCCUGUUUUGUAAGCCACUCCUCGCUGUAGGGGACUCCCCUGCUUGUGGCCUCUGCUGAAAACAGAAAAUUACCCUGAAGUGCUUCCAGAUCUCUUUCCUUGCUUUGGUAUUUCUUCCAUCCUGGAUUUCGGAUUUUCCUGGUUGAGUUGUCGCCUGACAGAAGAACUAGCAUGCCCCUGUUCCAUCGCCUGAUUUGUUACCUACAAGAUGCAGAGAAAGUUGCCCGUUUCCAAAAACUAUGCGGUGUAGAAGCAUUACCAGACUGGAGGUCUCUCUCCUCUGCUCAGUUGGUGGACACAGAACAUCUCUUGGCCAAUGGGAACGGCACCGUUGCCAAGACAGAGGGCGAAAGUGGCAGGCGCUGUCGGUUCCCGGAUUCUUUUAACAUGGAGGAGAAAAAUACUGAGAACCACUCGAAUGCUAUGAGGAGUGGGGUAGUUUCUAAAGAAGCCGGUGGGGUGGAAUCCCAGCAAACCUCCCUAGAAAAGCAGAAGCAGCAAAAGCGGGCCUCAAAAAAGCAUCCUCGGCGCAACUCUCUGACUGGAGAAUCCAUAUCCCAGAAGUUCAGAAUCCGUAACCUUUUCCUUUAUUACCUCUUCAGCUUGGGCACAGAACUGGGCAAUGAACUUUUCUAUAUCAUGUUUUUCCCCUUCUGCUUCUGGAAUGUGGAUGCUUGGCUGUGCAGGAGAAUCAUCAUCAUGUGGGUUUGGACAAUGUACUUGGGCCAGUGUACUAAGGAUAUUAUCCGUUGGCCAAGGCCUGCUUCUCCACCAGUAGUGAAGCUGGAAGUUUUCUACAAUUCUGAAUACAGCAUGCCCUCCACGCAUGCCAUGUCAGGCACCGUCAUCCCUGUAACACUGUUCUUACUCAGUUAUGGACGGUGGCAGUAUCCUUUCACAUAUGGACUGAUUCUUACAAUCUGCUGGUCUUCUCUCGUUUGUUUUAGUCGAAUAUAUAUGGGAAUGCAUUCAGUUCUGGAUGUUAUUGCUGGAUUUUUUUAUGCUAUUCUCAUCUUGGCAGUCUUCCUUCCAACUGUGGAUCUGGUUGAUCAUUUCAACUUAACUUUCCAAUAUGCACCACUAGUCAUUUUGAGUCUUCAUCUUGCCUUGGGGGUGUUUUCCUUCACACUAGACACCUGGAGCACAUCCCGAGGAGAUACAGCUGAAAUCCUGGGCAGUGGUGCUGGAAUUGCCUGUGGCUCUCAUGUUAACUACAUGCUGAAUCUGAUGCCAGAUCCCUCGCAAGAAAUGCUUCCAUUUGUUCCCUCCCUCACCAUACAUCUCUUUGGAAAGGCUGUACUGCGAUUAUUGAUUGGAUUAGUGUUUCUGUUGCUAGUCAGAAUGAUCAUGAAGAAGGUCACCAUCCCACUGGCCUGUAAAGUCUUUGGUGUUCCUUGUACAGAUAUUCGAGAAGCCCGACAGCACAUGGAGGUUGAACUGCCUUAUCGCUAUAUUACUUACGGAGCAGUGGGAUUCUCAGUGACUUUCUUGGUUCCUUCCUUAUUUUGCAUAAUGGGACUGUCCUGAUGUGUUUUCUUCAUAUGGAAAGAGUGAUGGACAGUUGACCUAAGGGAGAAAUGGUAUACCUUUUGAGAAAUGCUAUGGUAUCACCUCUGCUAAAAUAAUAUGUAGCAGGCAGUAAGCUCAAAUCUUUGAUACUGGUUAAAAACCUUAUAGAUUCAGGUCCUUGAGAAAUGCCAUGUCUAGUCUUACCAUUGUAACAACAUUAUAAACAGCGUGUGGGUUUAUGUGUAUGGAUAAAUACAGUUGCUGCCUCAGAUUA
Molecule: messenger RNA, 2287 nt
Organism: Python bivittatus (Burmese python)
Lineage: Eukaryota; Metazoa; Chordata; Lepidosauria; Squamata; Pythonidae
Gene: SGPP1
Product: sphingosine-1-phosphate phosphatase 1
Biological process (GO): sphingosine metabolic process
Cellular component (GO): endoplasmic reticulum membrane
Molecular function (GO): sphingosine-1-phosphate phosphatase activity
Source: RefSeq, a predicted model, not a curated record